This is a messenger RNA of Oryzias melastigma (Indian medaka), 7779 nucleotides long. It is a transcript of the gene mia2, whose product is annotated as CTAGE family, member 5. Bases 261 to 6854 code for a protein of 2197 amino acids. Lineage: Eukaryota; Metazoa; Chordata; Actinopteri; Beloniformes; Adrianichthyidae. Gene Ontology annotation, cellular component: endoplasmic reticulum membrane; endoplasmic reticulum exit site. Gene Ontology annotation, biological process: protein secretion; vesicle cargo loading; endoplasmic reticulum to Golgi vesicle-mediated transport. Gene Ontology annotation, molecular function: protein binding. The transcript has 28 exons. The record is from RefSeq and is a predicted model, not a curated record.
AUUAUUUCAGUGGAAAACUAUAAACCUUUGACAUUAGAGCUGAUAAUGUUUUGUUCUGCAGUCCGCGGUUAAUGAGCAGCAUUGUUAAUUAUUAUCUUCAUGCUAGCCUUAUAUCUUAUCUCCACUCUUUCAUUUACCAGUGAGCUUUCAUGAGAGAAACAGCACAGAGGCAAUGUCCACUUUCCAGCACAGCUGGCCAAAGUGAUUUCUUCCCAAAUAUGGAUGUUUUUCUUUGAUACACUCCAGCUAAAACACCCAAAAUGGAUAUUUCUUUGCUACAUACAUUAAUUUGGAUUGUAGGUACGACGUUCAUGACUUUGCCUCACGUAAAUCCAGGAUUGUUAUCCGACUACAAGAUCUGUGGAGAUUCUGAGUGUGAGAGCCUAAUGAGCAGAGUGCAGGCCAUAAGGGACCAUAAGAGCAACGACUGCCGCUUUCUGAGCUUCAGACGUGGAGAUACCAUUUUUGUCUACCACAAACUUGCAGGAAAGAGGGAAGAUCUGUGGGCAGGCAGUAUUGACAAACAGUUUGGCUAUUUUCCAAAGGAUGCAGUAAAAGAGGAGCAAGUUUUUGCAACCAAGGAGACAGCAGUGGAAACACAGAAAUCAGAUUUCUUUUGUAUGGAUGAGUUUGGCUACCCCAUUGAUUCCACUCAUUUUGACUCGGACGAUGACAACAAUCAGGAAAUUCAAAAGCAGGAGUCAGAAAUCAAUGACAUCGCCAAAGAUUUGCAUGAGACAAAUGCUAAAAACCCCCUGACCUCUGAAGAUCUCUCCACUGAAUCAUCAGAUUCAGUACAGGAAUCAGAAGGAGCAAAGACACUUGGGGAUGCAGCAGAUCCACCUGAAGAAGUGCAGGAGAUUCAAGCAGCCUCCAGCAAUCAAGGUGGGUCGGCCUCCUCUUCCUGGCUGAGCUCCUCCGUGACGGGAUGGUUUGGUGCAGGGCAACAGGAAGAAACGCUAAAAGGUGAGAGUGAAGAUGAGAAGACAGAGAACAAGGACGAAAGCUCUCUCACCUCCUCUGUGACAGGAUGGCUGGGUUUUGGGAGAAACAAUAAACAAGACAAUCCAGAUGAAAGUGGGACAAAGACAGACAAAACAGCUGAUACCAUAGCCUCAACUGUGACUGGCUGGCUCAGUUUUGGGGGCGAGAAAAAAUCAGAUGAAGAAAAAGAACAGCACGAUGAAGGAGAAACGGAUGACGGCAUAGAACCAGCUGAGAAAUACAGAGGCAGACGGAUGUCUUUAGACCUGGAGGGAAGUCAGCUACACGAAGAAGAGAAAACUGAGAUGGGAACGCUGGGCUGGUUGGGAAGCAAGCUCUCAAGUGGGAUGGGAUAUGGAUUGACCAAUCAGAAUGCAGAGAAAGAAAAUGAGGAGAAGACGGAAAAGGAAGAAUAUAGUUUUUGGCCGAAUGCGAGAAUUGGGGACAUGUUGGGCUUUGGGAAGGAAAAGGAGAAAGCAGAUCAGAGUGUAAAAAAUGAGAAAGAGCAGGAUGAUGCCUCGGACCAGCCGGAAGAAUCACAUAAUAUAGAUACAAGCUCACAGGAGGCUCCACGGAUGGAUGAAGCAAAGGCGGACACCAGCGAUUCACCAAAGGAAGAUGAUAUUCUAAAGGAUCCACAUACCCAGUCUCAAGAAGAUAUGAAAGUCGAAAGCACUGAUAUUGAUGAUUACAAAGUAGAAAUUGAAGAUGCAUCAGACAGAAAUUACACCAAUCUUAAAAAGGAUGAAGCUGAACUCCAUAUUGAUGAAUUGAAUGAAAAGCUCCAGAUGGAUGUGGAAAUGUCACAGAUGGACAGCAGCAUUUCACAGAGAGAAAAUCAAGAAAAAAAAGAUUUAGAGGAAAUCCAAGUUGAUGAAAGGAUAUCUGAAGAUGUGGACACCAAGAAUACAGAGACUUUUAAAUCAGUGAAAAAUGGGGAAGACAUUACUAUUGAUCCUGGACAUGAAGAAAUUGCCACUACAGAUAAUAAUCAAGAUUUUAUUGAACCGUCUGACCAGCAAUCAAAGGAUGUUGAGAGUUAUGAUGAAUUAUUGCCAAACUCUGAAAGACCUGAAGGUAACGAUGCUCCACAGAUCACUAAUAAGGAGGAAUUUGCCAAAAACACAACUAAAGAAAGCAGCCCAGCUGAAUCCACAGAUAUAGAAAGCAAAAGUAGUGAUGAUCAAAAGAUCGAAGAUCAAGAUUUGAAUCAAAAAGAGGAACCAACAGAGGAAAAUCAAGUCAGUGGUGAUACAGAAGCAGCAACUGAACGUGUCCAAGAUGAUGUCAGUUUCACAUCUGAGGAUCAACUAAAUCUAACAUCUGUUUCUGGUGAUAACUCAGACAUGGGGAGCCAUCAGGAUAAGUCCCAAAAUGAAGAAGAAACAAAAUCUGAAUGGAGCACUAGUGAGGAAUCUGGAUCGUCGAUUUCUGCAGAAGAUGAGGGAAGUGUAUCAGAAUAUCCAUCAGAGGAUGGCAAAGUGUCCUCCAGUGAUAGAACAUCAACAGUAUAUGAGGAAACAGCUGAUGUUAAUAUUCACUCUGAAGAAACAACACAUCAUGAUGAGCAAGUUGAAAAAAAGACUUUAGGCUUUGAUGAGGAUGUUUCCAGUCAGAGUGACUUAACUGCAAGACUGGAAACAGAAACACUAGAAACCGAGAUGCCAAAGGAGGAGAUAGAAACAAGUGAGACAGGGGAUGAUUCAAAAGAAGAGGAGGUGCAACAGGAAGUAAGUGAUGACAAAGAAACGGGGGAUCCGAUGAAGGAUAAACAACAAACAGAGGUGGUGGAGAAACAGAAUGAUAACGAGGAGUUGGAUGAGAGAAAAAAGUCAGAGGAGGAAAAGGAUGAAUCAGCUAAUAAAGACGUUGUAGAGCUAAAGGACAAAGAUGGCAACCAAAUGCAUGAACCAAAGGAGAAAGUUGAGGAACAAGCAGAGGACGAGAAACAGACGCUGCCAGAGGAAGAACAGCAGGUCGUGAUGGAGGAUACGAUGGAAGCUAAGGAGGUAACUGAAAAAUUGAUCAAAGAAGAAAAGGAAAAUCUGCAAAAUGCAGAGAUGGAAAGGAUUCAUGGUGACACAAGUACACAAGCCUUGGAUGACAAUCAGAGGGAAGGAACAGAUGAUAGCUCACCAUUCGUCACUGGAACAGUAACAGAGUCUGAAAACCAGGAGUUGGAAAAAGAGAAAGAAAUUGAAGAAGUGAUUAAUGAAAAACUGGAGACUGACGACAAGCAGCAGACGAUGUCUAUAGAAGCUGACAGCCUCAAAUGUCCAAAUUGUCCUGAGGAACAAGAAGUUGCAGUGACAGAAAAGAAUGAGGAGGAAGCAGAUGAAACAGUAGGAGGAGGAGCACAAGAAGAUGAUACUGGAGAAAAGCAGUUAACAGACUCAGAAGGGAAUAAUGACUCUGAAAUGCAACCUAUUAAAACUGAUGCUUCAACAUCUGGAAGUGAAGACCAGAGGGAUGAAAGGGAGCCCUCUGUAGAUAAAGCUGACAGUCUAACUAGCCAUGCGUUUGAAGAUCAUAAAAGGGAUUUGAAUCCACCUGAAGCAGCAGAAAGUGAAACCAAAGAAACCUUUGGUCUUUUCAAAAAGGCUUUUAGCUUUUUUAGACAAACCCCUACCACUGAAUCAAAUGAGUUAGUUGAAAUAACCAGUACUAUCAAUGACAGUUCAGGUGAGUCACCAGAGCUACAAACGUCUUUGACUCCUCAGCAAGAACCAACCCCAACCACUAAUUCCCCCCAACCCCAACAGGUGAACACACCUACCCCCAUGGAGCAGCCUCAUCCUCCUCCCUCUGCAGAAAUCCACAUUCUCCAUGCCGCAGCUUUGACAACUGAUGCACUUCUGGAAAGAAAAACCCUCACAGGACAGUACAGUAACCUCUUCCACCACAUGAGCCUGGAUGAGAUAACGGUCCUGAUGGAGCUUUUUGGACAACACAAGUUGGAGUUUUUAGAUUACAUUUUAACAAGUCCAGAAGCAGAAGCUGAAAACCCAGAAGUUGAUCAGUCCAUACUGUCUGAUAUGGAAAGUCUUCUAUAUUACCACAGAGAGGUUCUGGUUUCUUCCGGUGUGGGGACUGCUGAUGCCCCACAUGAGGACAAAGAAAAGACCAGAACCCUUGUUGCACUUCAGAAGAUGGAAAUGUUAUUAAAAACCGUGAAAAAGACUUCGGAUAUUAAUAAUCAUGAAGCUCAGAGUGUCUGUGACGGCACAUCGUGUUCAGAUGAAGACGUGGACGAAAAAGCAAGCAUCCAGGAUUCAUCUGCACCCCGGGAUGACAGCAUUCACACAGAAGAACAGCUAGAAGACGAGAAGGCCAACGGAUUCAUGGACAGUAACAUGGUUGAAGAGAAAAACAAGGAUAAAGAAACAGAAGAAAAAAGAAGCGAAGAAAAGAGACUGUCACCUCAGCCACAUGAAGGAGCAAUGACGCAAAUCUUGGACCUAAUUCAUCAUGUCAGAUGGAUCAUUGCAUGGCUUACUGUGCAAGUUGUAUCAUCACUGCCAGAGGACAUAAGACCAGGGCCAGACCUGUAUGGUGUGCCAUGGGAGCCGGUCAUCAUAACGUGUUUGGUGGGGCUGGUGACAGUCCUGUUGUUUACAUGUAGAUGCUACAGCUCUGUGAAAAGUAGAAUUUAUCGAAGUAAGGAGCGGUGGAUGGCUGAGCAGGUUGCUACUCUGCUCGAUGAGAAGUGUGAAGUCCUGGAAACUCUCAGCCAAUGUCAACAAGAGUAUGAUGACUUGGAGGUCUCUCUGAGGGACAGUGGUGUUCUGGCCCAAAGUAAAAAAUCCCAAGAUUUAGAGCUCAAAGCCAAGCAGUUGGAAGAAACUAAAACUGAACUGGAAAGGGAUCUAGAACAGGUUAAAGAUCAGCUGGACCUGCAAAGAGAACAUAGGAAAGAGCAAGAAAGGAGGAUUGCCUCACUCGAGGAAAACAUGAGAGUACUGGAAGAAGAAGCCAAUGAACUUCAAUCUCAGGAAGAGCAGGCACAGACCACUCUGAAGAUAUACAAUAUGAACAGUGACAGACUGCAGAGGAACCUGGAAACAGCAGAAGAAGAAAACAAACUGCUACAGGAGACCAACAUGCAUUUUAGACAGGAAGUGGAGGGGUGGGCAGAAAGAGUGAGUGAGUUGCAGGAGGAGAUGCAAAGAUGUGAAUUUGCUCACAGUGCGAUGCUGCAGGAUGUUGGCAACAAAGAUGAACGCAUAAAGUCUCUUACAGAUCAGCUUCUCAAGAUGAAGGCCUGGGAUUCAGAGCUGGAGGAAGAGGAAGGGGAAGGAGUCGAGAAGGGGUCGACCAAAGGGAGACAAGGAAAAGGGGAGAAAACUGGAAAUGCAAACCUCACAGACACGCAUCUUCAGAAAGUGCAGAAGCUUAUUUAUGCUGCUAAGCUGAACGCUGAUCUGAAAUCAGUGGAUGAAGAUAAAGACAGAGUAUUUGCCAAACUUAAUGAUGAAGUAAAAGCAAAGGAAGACUUGCAAGAGAGCAUUAAGAUGCUGGAGACUGAGACAUUAUCUCUGCAGUCUGAUACUAAGAUCUACUCUGAACAGGUUGAACGGUUACAACAGAAGCUCCAGAUUAUGACAGAAAUGUACCAAGAAAAUGAGCUGAAGCUACACAGAUUGCUGACCGUGGAAGAGAAGGAGCGACAUCAGAAAGAGGAAAAACUGAAUAAAGCAGACAAAAACAUUGCAAUGGCAAUGGAAGAGCUUAACAACUACAGGCAACGAGCAGAAGAAAUGGAGGACGAGUUGAAGAAAACAAAACAAUCUUAUGAUACUCAGAUAUCAGCACAUGAGAAGAAGGCUCAUAAUAACUGGCUGGCAGCCCGAGCAGCAGAGAGGGAGCUGUCAGACAUUAGAAGAGAGAACGCUCUUCUACGACAGAAACUCACAGACACACAAUUUAAGCUGGAUUCUCUUGACAAAGACCCAUAUGCCUUGAACAGCCUUGCUAGACCGCUGCCUUUUCGAGGUCGACCAUCCUCUGAGAACAGAGCUUUUCUUUCUUCUCCUGUACUCAUGGAUGAGCCGCCUCCAAGACUCUCCCCCAGAGUGAUGCGGAAUCCAGGGGAGCCCCCAGGUGGCCAAGGAGAGAUGGAGCACAGUGGAGGUCCCCAUUCAGACAGCGGGUCAAUUUCUCCCACAUGGGAGAGGGAUCGCAGAGGACCCCCUCCGGGGCCUCCAGGACCCCUUCAAGGCCCUCCAGGUCCUCUUGGACACCCAGGCUAUAUGUUCCCAGAGCCAGGGCCCCCCAUGUUCAGGAGACACCCACCUCCUCCAGCAGGUCUGAGUAUGAUGCCUCCUCCUGGUGCCCUCCCCCCCAGAGGGCCUCCCCCAGGGCCCCCUCAUCCUAUAGACAUGGCUGACGGAGCUUUUAGAGAAAACAGCUUUGGACCUGGGGAUCAAGAUGGCCGACUGUCUGGUCCUGGUGAUCGGAGGACUCCCCCUGAAAUGGAUCCCAGGAUGGGUGGCCCCCCUCUUCCUGGAUCGUCUAUGGGUCCCAUGGAUGGACCGUUUCCUCGCAGAGGCCCUGCCCCUUAUGGACCACCCCCUCCCACUGACUUUUACCCUCCCAGGGGAAUGGGUGGCCCUGUUAUGAGACCCAUGUGGGCGCCCCCUUCUUCAGGAAUGAUGUUCCCUCCUCGAUUUCCUCCCACUGGACCCCUUCUGCCUCCUGGAUCUCACCCAAACAUGCCUCCGUACCGGCCCUCCAUGGGACCUCUUCCUUCUGAUAGCUUUCCUCCUCCUUCCAUGGGCCCUCCUCCUCCUCAUCAGCAGCAGCCCGUCCCGUCAGCACAGCACAGUCAGCCCCAGGAGGAAAACUCCCCACCUCCUGAAGACCUCAUCUGAGUCCAUUUCAACUUCUGGUUUACGCUCAAGUCAGUGGUAGGAAGACGGAAGGGCACAUCAUACCCUUUUUUACAACUAUUUAUUUCCUGAAGAGAAUUUAUUUAAUAAAUAGUGUUAUAGUGGAGGAGAAGCAUCAGCUUUCUGUAGGCAUUUUUCAUGAUUUCAUUCUGCCUUUGUUUCGUUUACCUCCGAACUAAUCAUCUUCUUCUUCCUUGGCCUUCUUCAUCGUCCAGCCACGCCGUGCUGCGGCUGAUGCUGUUUUGUAACCACUGCAAACAGGCUCUUGCUCAGUUGCGUGUAGCAACACUGCCAAGUGAGCAAACACAGCUAACUGUUUGCUCAACAAAUCAGAAAGGUUUUUCAGAAAAGGAAGCCAGCUGUCAAACCAGUGACUUAAAUACUAAAGGAAACACGUUUUAGGCCUGAAAUGCAUCCUUUUUGAUAACAUUUUAAUUUUUUAAAAUAUGUCAAGUAUUACUUUUGUUGUUUGCCUGAUUUGACCCUUUAGUUUGCUCAUAUGAGGUCUCGAUUUGCCUGUCAUUGACUAGAGUUGAUUAAAACUCUGAAUAUCCCUCAAAAUUCAAGAGUUCCUCCAAAUCCAAGCAAGUGUUUGAAUUUUACUAACUUUCCCGUGGAAUUCAAACUUUCUCUUUCAUAAUGUUUGUUUCCUUAAUGCAAGAACUGCAAUCAAAAGCGCUUUUGAACCUGUUACCUGGACUUGCAUUCUGCCAUCUGGACCUGAAAAGAGUGGCUUCAAAACCUGCUUAUGUUUUGUGAAGCAGGACUCUGUCUGAUGGAGGUAAAAUGAAUGAUCUGACUGCAAUAGAGACAUCUUAAAGCCACAAACAAACCAAGAGGCUUUUUUCUGUGAAUUUUGUAAAGAAAAAAUGAUAAUUAUGAUGGAAGAAUAAAGAUUCAUUAACAA